Molecule: messenger RNA, 3055 nt
Organism: Mesocricetus auratus (golden hamster)
Lineage: Eukaryota; Metazoa; Chordata; Mammalia; Rodentia; Cricetidae
Gene: Cd6
Product: CD6 molecule
Exons: 13
Coding region: 172-2172 (666 amino acids)
Cellular component (GO): membrane
Source: RefSeq, a predicted model, not a curated record
UGUGAGAUACUCACAGGCUGGGCCUGUGUGUAGGAGAGAGAGUGUGUGCAGCACAGAGGACACCGAGAACAGAAAGGGCUACACGGGUGAGGCAGCCAGGCGGCUGCUGUCCGCACCAGGAUGGCACUUCCUGCGGGCAGGCGUGUGUAGCAGUCGGAGACGGCACCAGACAUGUGGCUCUUCUUUGGGAUCGUUGGAUGGCUGGCAGCAGCUCUCUCAGGCCUCCCAUCUUCAUCCCCCUCUGACCAGCGCAGAAAUGGCAGCACCACAAAUGUGCCCUUGGACCCAGAGGAGCAGCUGGGGGUCCGUCUGGUGAACGGGAGCAGUCGCUGCAGCGGGUCCGUGGAGGUUCUACUGGGGGCAUCCUGGGAGCCUGCGCACGUGGUACACCAGGACAGACUCACCACCGAGGCUGUGUGCGAAGCGCUGGGCUGUGGCGCUUUGGAGAAGGCUACCUACCUGAUGCCACCCACCUCGGAGUUGCCACCCAGGGCCACCUCUGGGAACACCAGCAGCGCUGGGAAUACGACAUGGGCGCGGGCACCAACCGUGCGAUGCAGCGGAGCCCAUUGGAAGUUCUGCAAGAUGGAGAACCAUGAGUACAUCAGCGACAGGAGGCUGGUGUGGGUCACCUGUGCAGAGAACCAGGCCGUGCGAUUAGUGGAUGGUGGCAGCCGCUGCGCUGGCCGCGUGGAGAUGCUGGAACAUGGCGAAUGGGGAACAGUGUGCGAUGACACGUGGGACCUGGAGGACGCGCACGUGGUGUGUAAGCAACUGAGGUGUGGCUGGGCAGUGCAGGCGCUGGCAGGCUUGCACUUCACCCCAGGCCAAGGACCCAUCCACCGAGAUCAAGUGAACUGCUCCGGGACCGAGACGUAUCUGUGGGACUGUACCGGGCUGCCUGGAGACCGGUACUGUGGUCACAAGGAGGACGCAGGAGUGGUGUGCUCAGAGCACCAGUCCUGGCGCCUGACCGGAGGCGUUGACUCCUGCGAAGGGCAGGUGGAGGUGCACUACCAAGGGGUCUGGAGCACCGUGUGCGACAGCGUGUGGUACACGUCUGAGGCCAAAGUGCUCUGUCGGUCCUUGGGCUGCGGGUCAGAGGUGGAUCGGCCCAGGGGGCUGCCACACUCUCUAGCGGGUAGAAUGUACUACUCCUGUGAGGGAGACGAACUCGCCCUCAGCAAGUGUUCCUGGCGGUUCAACAACUCUAACUUGUGCAGCCAGUCGCUGGCAGCCAGAGUCAUCUGCUCAGGCUCCCGAAGACAUCACAACCUGUCCACUUCUGCAGUGCCUUCUCAAGUGCCGGGCGCCAUAGAAUCUUCUGUGCCAUCGAGUGUGAAGGACAGGGAGUCUCGAGAGUUGGCGCUCUUCAUUUCCUGUAUUGUCCUGGGAAGUCUCCUUCUUGUCUCCCUCAUCUUCAUAGCAGUUCUGCUCUUGAAAGCUAAAGGACAAUACGCCCUCCCUGUUUCAGAGAACCACCAGCACCUGCCCUCUGCCAUCCAAGCAGGAGUCAAUAACUAUCAUGCUGUCCCCAUCACCAUUCCCAAAGAAGCUCCCAUGCUGUUCAUCCAGCCCCAGGUCGCUGAGGUCUCGGACUCCAGUUCCGACUCCGACUAUGAACAUUAUGACUUCAGCUCCCAGCCGCCUGUGGCCCUGACCACCUUCUACAAUUCCCAGAGGCAUCGGGUCACAGAGGAGGAGGCCCAGCAGAACAGGUUUCGGAUGCCACCCUUGGAGGAAGGUCUUGAAGAAUUGCAUGUUUCACACAUCCCAGCUGCUGACCCCAGGCCCUGUGUGGCGGGUGUCCCCUCUCUGGGCUCUCAGUACCACAUGAGGAGCAACAGUGGGUCCAGCACCUCCUCCGGGGAGGGUUACUGCAACAGUCCCAGCAGCAAGCCACCCCCAUGGAACUCUCAGGUGUUUUCUUCCGAGAGGAGCCCCCCCGGAGAGCAACCCCCCAACUUGGAACUGGCUGGCUCUCAGGCAAUGUUUUCAGCAGGGACAGCAGACGGUGACAGUUCCAGCACCUCAUCUGGAGAGUGGUACCAGAACCUCCAGGCACCACCCCUACACCCUCCAGUGGAGCAGUUUGAAUGUCCAGGAUCCCCUGACCCCCAACCAGACUCCACUGAUGAAGAGGAGGACUAUGAUGACAUUGGAGCAGCCUAGCCUGGGUGCCUAAGGCUUAUGGGUGGCCCCUCCCUGAACUCUCCUGCUCUACCACCCAUCAACUUCCAACAGGCUGAGGCCCCCCAGCUGAGUGUAGAAGGGCAUCCUCCCAGACCCUCAGCCUCCACCCAUCCAUGGACCUGCAGGAGCCUGGAGCAGAAGGAGUGACCAACCGUGUGAGCACUGAGUCCUGGGGCGAGCAAGCAGGGUCUGACCACUUCUUGCAGUGGCACUUCCGGCAGGGCCAUGCUAGGGAACUCUGAGGCCUCAGCUCACUCUGCCAUGUCAGGUACUCUGAUCCUAUGUCUCGAGAAGCUACGGAGGGACUGAGCAGCUCACCCACUGCUGCAAAAUAGGUCCUGGGUCAGGGGCUGCCAUUAUCACUUGGGAAGUCAGUACUGUCUGAAUGCAAUCAGAGAAACACUCACUGAGCAUGGGACAUGGCCUUCCUGGGCACUGUCAGCUGAGAGUAACCAAGACAAACACUCACUUAAGGCUGAAGCCAGUCCUGCCAACCAGAGGUCUCUGAGCCCACCACAGGCACUGGCUGGACCUCUAUCUCUAUCCCUGGACAACUAAACAUUAUUCUGUGCUCCUUGGGGCUUAUAGAGGGUCCCUGGCCAGCCACAGAGUCAAGGGACAGGCAGCUCAGUUGGGGCAAGAGUGAAGGGGUCUACCUGAAGGGUUAGAGGCCGCCAGAAGCUCUGAGUCCCCACAGAUCCCCUUGGACUGACAAGAGUGCUUUGGGUGAAAGUAGCUAUUGCACCCCGGACUUUAAAGAAAACCUUCCCACAGCCUCAGAAAACUGGAGGGUUCCAGACAAGCUAUUGUGGCGUGCCCUGAGUUCCUGAGUUCCUGAGAUUAAAUGAUUGCUGAGUGAAAA